GGGGGCUGCUGCCCGCGGGGCCUCCGGGCGCGCCGGCUCCUCCCCUGCGCGCCCUCAGUGGCCCGCGGGGCCCGCGUCUCCCCACCCCUUCCCGGGUUUGCUCCGGUUGUGCACCUCACCUCCGCUCUCCUGCCCCCAGCACCCCCGUCGCCCCGCCCCGCGGGGUCUGGGGCUGAGCGGAGUGGGUUGUCAUUUAGUAUGGAGGAAGAUGAGUUCUUUGGAGAGAAGGCAUUCCAGCAUUACUGUGCAGAAUUCAUUAAACAUUCACAGCAGAUAGGGGACGGUUGGGAGUGGAGAACUUCAAAGGACUGUUCUGACGGCUACAUGUGUAAAACACAUUUUCAAAUAAAAAAUGCAACCAUGGAAUCAGGGUCCAGAACAUCUGCCCACAUACAGACCUGUCUUCCCAUGGAGGAGACUAUAGAGUUACCCCUGGAUGAUUCUGAAGUGACCCAGACCACCGCAGCCACUGAAGUGAUUAGAUAUGAGUAUCAUGUCUUAUAUUCCCCCAGCUACCAAGUGCCUGUACUUUACUUUCGGGCAAGCUUUUUAGAUGGAAGACCCGUGGCUCUGAAGGACAUAUGGGAAGGGGUCCAUGAGUGCUACAAGACGCGGCUCUUGCAAGCUCCAUGGGACACUGUUACCCAGCAGGAGCACCCAAUUCUUGGACAGCCCUUUUUUGUGCUGCACCCUUGCAAAACGAGUGAAUUCAUGGCUCCCGCGUUAAAGCAUUCUCAGAAAAUCAAUAGGGACGUCAACUACAUCACAUCGUGGCUGAGCGUUGUGGGGCCAGUUGUUGGGCUGAGUCUACCUCUUAGUUAUGCCAGUGCAGGCUCUCGGGAUGAAUGAACUGUUGAAUGAACAAGACUCUCCUGUUGAUUCCAAGGAGCUUAGAAAUCAUGUGGGCACAUGUGCCAGAGUGAUGUCUGGUUCUUUCUCUCCGCUUGUUAUUCUAAUGGAUAAAUAAAUAAAUUCUUUGAAAAAAAAUCA
Molecule: messenger RNA, 990 nt
Organism: Erinaceus europaeus (western European hedgehog)
Lineage: Eukaryota; Metazoa; Chordata; Mammalia; Eulipotyphla; Erinaceidae
Gene: ATG10
Product: autophagy related 10
Exons: 8
Coding region: 199-849 (216 amino acids)
Biological process (GO): protein modification by small protein conjugation; macroautophagy; protein lipidation
Cellular component (GO): intracellular anatomical structure
Molecular function (GO): Atg12 transferase activity
Source: RefSeq, a predicted model, not a curated record